AUGUCUCUUGAUACAUUUUAUUUGAUAAAUAAAUGUUAUUCUCUUACUUAAUUGGAGAUUAGCUUGAAGGAUAACAUUCGCUUAAGCAUAACAUAAAAUUAUAAUUUAGGAUAAUGCUUCAAGCAAUUAUUAUGUUUAAAUUCUUUAAAGCUUAAAUUUAAUUGCAAAUAUUUUUUUAACCUUUUUGAGUAGCUAAACAUGAGAGAGGCUUAUUAAAAUUUGCACAAUUUGAAAGACUUCUAACUAAUUUUUUAAGAAAAAAAUAAAGAAUUUUAAUAAAUUUUUGAUCAGUUUUUUGAUGGAUUGAGAUAUUCAAAAAAUUUGUAAAGUCUACUUGUAGGUUUUAAAUAGAGAUUUAUAGUGAAAAACUCUAUGUUUUUUGAUAAAUUAGACGAAGAGAUUGGUCAUUUAAGCUAAUUAAAAAACCUUUCUAUAAAAAUUUCAAGGGGAAGUAGUAUAUGUUCUAGCAAUAUGUUGUUGCUAGGAAAGAUAAUAAAUAAAUUACCUUAAUUAUCUAAAUUAAGUAUUUCCACUCCAUUCUCCAAAUAACCCUAAAACACAAAAUUUAUUGGAAUUGAAAACAGUAUUUUACGAUUGUAGAACUUGAAAGAACUCUCUAUUAAAAUAGUUGAAAAUAGUUAAAUAAUUUUGAGUUUUAUAAAAGAUGCAGUUAAUUUGAAUGAAUUUUAGCUCAGUAUUCAAACAUACGAAGGAGACGAACAAAGUUAAAGAUUAUCUAGUACAGAAAUCCCAAAUUUUUUAUAAAAUAUUUCCAAGCUAUAAAAAUUUAAACUUUGUCUAAGCUAAAAAACAGAAAUUUUUUCUUUUAUUUCUGGUGAUUUGUUUUGCCACCUUACUAGAAACCCGAUCAUAGAUUUAUAAUUGACAUUUAAAGGUGAAAUUUAGCUUAGCCAUUAAUUUUUGCAAGAAAUGAAAUCAAAAUUUGAAGAACCAAACUAUGAGGAUUUUUAAGAGUUGUUUGAAAACAUUUCAAAAUUACCCAAAUUAAAUAGUUUAUUCAUAGACUUAGGUGAUUUAAGGUUUACAAAAGAAGAUUGUAUUAAUUUGAAGUACUAUUUAUCUAAUUUAAAGUUAUUAAAUGAGAUAAGGAUUUAAUCCAUUUCAUUUAAUACACUAUAUCUAGUUAAUCUUUUUGAUGAACUCCCUCUAAUUUAAGAUGUUGAAUUAAUGUGGGAUUUUACAAACGGUUAAUUAAUUGAGAUUAUAAUUUAAAAAUAAAUUUACUGCAAUAAAUAAAAGUAUUUUCAAUUUGAUUAAAUAAAUAAUCAUAAUUAAAUUAACACUUUGAAUGAAAGAUUCAAGUUAAAGUUAAAAAUUGAUUAGCUAUUCAAGAAGGAAGAUUUAAUAAGUAUGAGCUGGUGCUUUGAAAAUAUCAGAAAAUUAACAAAUUUAGACUUAAUUAUUUAUAAUAAUAGUAAAGUAACUCAAAACGACUUACAUUAGCUGUUUAUGAAUUUAAAAAUCCUAAAUAACCUUUAAACUGACUCAAACACUAAAAUAAAUAACUAUGCUUGA
Messenger RNA from Tetrahymena thermophila SB210, 1536 nucleotides. RefSeq lists its product as hypothetical. The record is from RefSeq and is a predicted model, not a curated record. Lineage: Eukaryota; Ciliophora; Oligohymenophorea; Hymenostomatida; Tetrahymenidae. The transcript has 4 exons.